AUGGAGCUCAGCAAGAUCGUUGUGACUAAACAUCCCGAUGAGAGGGAGCUGUACAAGAAGGAGAUGCCAAGAGCUCAGGACCUGCUGUGGAGAAGUGGAAACUGGAUCCUCCAUGGUUUUGGUUAUCUCACAGGAGAAAUGAAAGAAUAUGGAGAGUGGAUGAAAAACAAACCCUUAAUGGUUCAGCUGGUGGACUGGAUCUUGCGAGGGACCUCUCAGGUGAUGUUUGUCAACAAUCCUCUCAGUGGACUGAUCAUCUUAGUGGGGCUUUUCAUCCAGAGCCCCUGGUGGAUGCUCACAGGCUGCACUGGAACCACUGUGUCCACAUUAACUGCGCUGGCCCUCAGUCAGGACAGGCCGUCCAUCGCAGCUGGGCUGCACGGCUACAACGGGAUCCUGGUGGGCCUGCUCAUGGCUGUCUACUCUGACAAAGGGGAUUACUACUGGUGGCUUCUCCCCCCUGUGGCAGUGAUAUCCAUGGCCUGUCCAGUCCUGUCCAGUGCUUUGGGAUCCAUCUUCAGCAAAUGGGACCUUCCUGUUUUCACUCUGCCCUUCAACAUUGUGGUCACCCUGUACCUGGCAGCCACAGGACACUACAACCCCUUCUUCCCCACAACCCUCAUCAAGCCCAUAGCUGCAGUGCCCAAUAUCACCUGGUCUGACAUCAAUGUGCCUCUGCUCUUACAGUCCAUCCCAGUUGGUAUUGGUCAGGUGUAUGGUUGUGGGAACCCCUGGACUGGCGGCAUUUUCCUUGUGGCUCUGCUCAUCUCCUCCCCACUGAUUUGUCUCCAUGCUGCAAUUGGAUCAGCUGUGGGGAUGUUUGCAGCCCUGAGCACUGCAUCCCCAUUUGACAGCAUCUACCUUGGCUUACACAACUACAACUGUGCCCUGGCCUGCAUCGCCAUCGGGGGCAUGUUCUACGCCCUGACCUGGCAGACACAUUUGCUGUCACUUGCCUGUGCAUUAUUUUGUGGCUACUCCGGAGCAGCUCUUGCUAAUGCCCUCUCUGUGCUCGGGCUGCCGGUGUGCACCUGGCCCUUCUGCCUCUCCGCGCUCCUCUUCCUGCUGAUAACCUCAGAAAACCCAGCCAUCUACAAAAUGCCCCUCUGCAAAGUCACACACCCAGAAGCCAACCGGGUCUACUACCUGAGGAUGAAGAGAAGGGCCUCGGAGAGCAGGAGGGAGGAGCAGAAGCGAAAGGAGCAGAAACCCUCUGACAGCUCAAAAAUGAGCCCUGGGGGCACCCCACUGUGCACCCCCAAGAGCUGCCACGCUCACUGAUUUCAGGCACACACAGCUCUGCA
This is a messenger RNA of Poecile atricapillus (Black-capped chickadee), 1304 nucleotides long. RefSeq names its product urea transporter 2-like. Gene Ontology annotation, molecular function: urea transmembrane transporter activity. The coding region runs from base 1 to 1281 and encodes 426 amino acids. Lineage: Eukaryota; Metazoa; Chordata; Aves; Passeriformes; Paridae. The record is from RefSeq and is a predicted model, not a curated record. The transcript is spliced from 8 exons. Gene Ontology annotation, cellular component: membrane. Gene Ontology annotation, biological process: urea transmembrane transport.